This is a messenger RNA of Gymnogyps californianus (California condor), 1229 nucleotides long. RefSeq names its product C-type lectin domain family 2 member B-like. The record is from RefSeq and is a predicted model, not a curated record. Bases 51 to 746 code for a protein of 231 amino acids. NCBI's taxonomy places the organism in Eukaryota, Metazoa, Chordata, Aves, Accipitriformes, Cathartidae. The transcript has 6 exons.
GGAGUUUCUUUGUGGCGGCGGCGCUCGGCGAGGGCUGGAGCGCAGUUGUGAUGCCUUGGAUGCAAGAUCCCACUUGUUGCAAGCAAAGAGAUUCCAGUUUUCCUUGUGCCGUGGGACAAGGGGAGGGGAAUGGAUUCUGGUGCAGUGAUGGGAAUGUGGAGGAGCCCCUGGAUCCGCACGAUGGAGGGGCAUCCCCCCACCCAGGGGUGCCUAGGGACGCAGACAAAAGGACAGCCAGAAGACUUCUGGGCGAGUGGUGUGCGCUCCAUCCAGCGUUCAUCCUGGUGCUGGCUGUGCUCGUGGUUGUCAUCCUGGCUUUGGCUGUGGCUCUUGCUGUACAAUCAGCAGGCAGACAUGGAAGCGAUCCGGAUCUGCCUGCAGCUCCAGUGCUGGCCUGUCCUGAGUUCUGGGUUGGGUACCGCAAUGUCUGCUACUACCUCUCAAGGGAGGAGGGGAGCUGGGAGUGGAGCCAGGAGCAGUGCUCCUUGCACGGGGCCUCGCUGGCUGUGCUCAGGAGGGAGUGGGAAAUGGAGUUUCUCUCGCGCCUCAAGGGCAAUGCGGAUUGCUGGCUUGGGCUGCGGAGACGGGGCGAGCGCGUGGAGUGGGUGGACGGCAGCAGCUUCAACAACACCUUCCCGGUGCAUGGUCAAGGAGCGUGUAUGUAUUUGAACGACUAUGAUGUUGCGAGUUCAAGCUGCUCACAGCAACGGCCGUAUAUCUGCAGCAAGCCCCAAGCUCUGAUGUGAAAGAGAUGAUGGGGAAAGGACGUCCUCCAUGCUGAGGACUCACAGCUUCACCUCUUCUUUGUUACGUAGCAAUAUCCUUCCUUCGGCUGCAAGUCCAGGUUGCUCCUGGUGUCAGCAACAGCUCGCUGCCAGCUCUCAGGCAGAUGAACCUGCAGGAAGGGGAGAUGUUGUGGAAGCUGAUGAGUGUCUGCCUGGACUGGGACUGUGGGUUGCGCAUGGAGCAGAUUUCUCCUUCUGAGACCACCCCAGAACUCAUCUUGCUUUCCUCGCAAUUCCCAUAUGCCUGCUUUUGCACUAUGGUGAUAUAGCUCGAGCUACUGCUACUAGCCAAGACUGGUGAAGAGACCUUGGCAGACGUGCCUGGCACUCUGCAGGGCAGCGGGGACACAGAGCCAGGGUGUGGACUGGCCCUUGUGUGGCACUUGUGAGAUGUACAGAUGUUGAUCUUGUAUGAAUUUUUUUUAUUAAAACCCGGUGAUUUAC